AUGCUCGGAGGAUUUAGCUCUUCCCACCACAAGAAAAAUGCCCCCGAUGGGACCAGCGACGUAUCCGAAUUCCUGUGCCCCGUGUGUCUGGAGAUAUUUGACAGCCCCAGCAGCAAGGCCGAACUCAAGGUGCUGCUCCUGGAUGGUUUGGUGGAGAGGGGCUUGCGUUUGAUCCCAGAGGCUGAGAGGUCUGAUGAGAGCAUCGUGCAUGCGACUACCCCGAGACGUACGGAGACGCCUGCGGAUGGCCCUCCCGGAGCGGAGCGUGAGUUUGUAGAGGGCGAUGCGCGGCCUGAACCACCGCGCACUCCUCCUCGCUACGGGCCGCCCUCCCCAGCUCCUUCCUCUCCCGGCUCAGUUGGUGGUGCUCGGCGCGCUUUGCGGCUGGCACGCAUCAAGAUGGAGGCCGAGCAGAAGGAUCGGGACCGCAGUGCCGAGCUCGAACUGCAUAUACGGAGGCUUGAGAUCGAGGCUGACAAAGCUGUGCGCCUCAGACGCCUUGAGCUGGAGGCCGAAGGCCGCCUCCCCAGUCCUACUCAACGCCCGGGCGUCGCUGCACCUGCCACAGCCCUCUCCCCAGCUGUUCAUGACUCUCUUGACCCUGAUCGUCCACGCUCUCCUGGAACCUCCACAAGGGACAGAGUCUGCUUCUACUGCCGCGAGCCCGGACACGUAAUCGCAGACUGCCCUACUCUCAGACAAAAGGAAGAGUGUUCAGCUCCAAACGUUCAGAGCAUUGGGUUAAUUCAAUCUGGCCUAGUAUCACUGAAUGGCGAAGCACCAGAUCAACGCCCCAUCCGUAUCCUACGAGACACUGGCGGUUCCCAGAGCUUGAUUUUGGCCAGUGCUCUCCCGUUUUCAUACCGCUCUUACUGUGGUUACAGGAGUGUGUUACGGGGAGUUGAGAUGGGCUACCGCCCGCGGCCCGUUCACUCUGUUCAUGUCCAGUCAAACCUCGUUACAGGAAAGUUUCCGUUAGCUGUUGUCCCUGCGCUACCCAUUGAAAAUGUAGACAUGAUUUUAUGUAAUGAUUUGGCAGGGGGCAUGGUGUUUCCUCCCCUGUUGGAGGCGGUUCUGUCCCCGCUUGUGUGUGCCUCUGAUCGUCAGAUGCCCACGGGUUGUGCUGUGGCGCACACCCGUCCUCCAGAACAGUGCGGUUGUAGUCUGCCCGCCAGUCCAGUGAAACCACGAGUACCGCCGCACUUUACUCCACCCGCCACUUCUGCUCAGUUCUUUUUGGGCAGCCUGAAGAGCUCGUUGGCGCUUCCAGCUGUGGCCAAACGCAGCGACGAUCUUUUUGCCUACUCCAACUGCUCGUUCUGCCAGAGCUGUCUGCAGGAGUGUCUGCGCCCUCAGAAGCCCGUGUGUGCCGUGUGCAGAGCGGCGGUGGGUCACUGCACUAAAGCGGUGGAGAUCGAGGCUCAGAUCCAGUCGUCUGCUGCCGCCUGCAAGGGCUGUGGAACACGGGUCGGUCUGUCCCAGAUGAGGGCCCAUACAGCUACUUGUUCUAAAUUUCAGGAGUACAUUGAGGAAGGGGUGAGGACCACUGCCAAGACCCAGCCUGCCAUAAUCAGUCCUGUACCAAACCGCUUCACCUUCACCUGCCCUUACUGCAACUGCCCAAACCUGGACCAGGACGGCCUGGUUGAGCACUGCACGUCCCAGCAUUCCCGGGACACUCGCCAAGUGGUGUGCCCCAUCUGCGCCUCCAUGCCGUGGGGAGACCCCAACUAUAGAAGCGCAGACUUCCUGCAGCACCUGAAGAUCCGACACACCUUCUCUUAUGACACCUUUGUCGAUUACGCCACAGACGAGCACACAAUGAUUCAGGAGGCGUUACAGCGCUCUCUGCUGGACCACUGA
Knipowitschia caucasica is the source of this 1863-nucleotide messenger RNA. Lineage: Eukaryota; Metazoa; Chordata; Actinopteri; Gobiiformes; Gobiidae. The record is from the annotation of a GenBank genome assembly.